Messenger RNA from Cydia fagiglandana, 983 nucleotides. RefSeq lists its product as uncharacterized. The record is from RefSeq and is a predicted model, not a curated record. The coding region runs from base 31 to 879 and encodes 282 amino acids. NCBI's taxonomy places the organism in Eukaryota, Metazoa, Arthropoda, Insecta, Lepidoptera, Tortricidae. The transcript is spliced from 2 exons.
UCAUUGAAUACUAAAUGCUUAACACGAUACAUGGCGCAGUCGCAGUCUACUCCGUCAAUCAUGUCGAUGUUUAACAUACCUGAAAAGUUAAACGUAUCAGGAAAUCUGUCGGAGAAUUGGAAAACGUUUGAACAGAACCUGAAAAUAUAUUUGGUGGCGUCCGGCUUAGACAAAAGCGAUGACACAAGGAAAGUGGCGAUCCUUUUAAAUGUAAUUGGUGAGGAUGGCAUUAAAAUCUACAAUAACUUUGCGUUGACGACGACGGAAGACGUAAAGUUUGAAGAUGUCAUGAAGAAGUUCAAGGACUAUUGUGAGCCUAAAAAGAAUGUUCUUCAGUCAAGGUUCCUUUUUUACACCAGAAAGCAGGAGGAGAGCGAACCAUUUGACAGCUUCCUAACUGAUGUAAAGAGGCUAGUUAAGAGUUGUAAAUUUGGAGCGGAAGAAGAUGAUGCUGUUCGCGACCGACUCGUAUUGGGUACCAAUGACCUGCAUACCCAGAAGAAGAUAGUCAUAGAAGGCGAUGCAGAAUUGGACAUGGUAAUUACAAAGUUGCGACUUGCCGAAUUAGGACGUCAACAUGCUGCAGAGGUCCAAGGCAAAGUCAAGGUUGAUAAGGUGAUUGAAAAAAAAUCGAACAGCAAACCGGUACAUAAUAAUAAUAUGGUACUGAAAUGCAAAUGGUGCGGAGAGCAACAUGAGCGUAAACUCGAAGUGUGUCCGGCUCGUGGCAAAUUAUGUACAAAGUGCAAUCGGUACAACCAUUAUGCUACAGUGUGCCGCAGCAAAUAUGUAAAAGCUAUUGCAGACAAUCAGGAAGAUAGUGAUGGCAAAUUUUAUUGUGGCAGUGUUCAGAAGAUGAUCCAAGGAAAAUUGAAUUAAUUGCAAAGUACCAAGAUGUAUUUACUGGGACAGGGAGAUUUCCAGCUGAAUGUCAAAUACUACUAAAAGAAGGGUCUGUACCAAUUUCAAAACCACCUCAUCGU